Messenger RNA from Sordaria macrospora k-hell, 357 nucleotides. RefSeq lists its product as uncharacterized. NCBI's taxonomy places the organism in Eukaryota, Fungi, Ascomycota, Sordariomycetes, Sordariales, Sordariaceae. Gene Ontology annotation, cellular component: EMC complex; endoplasmic reticulum; membrane. The record is from RefSeq and is a predicted model, not a curated record. Gene Ontology annotation, biological process: autophagosome assembly; protein folding in endoplasmic reticulum.
AUGUUGUCCGAAAAAGACUACCAGAUUUCGCCGAUUGUGCAAGAGAGCGUGAUGCAUAACUCCAAGUCCCUCCAAAACCUCCAAUCCCUCUCCGCCUCCCUCUUCGGCAUCUCCGCCGGAAUUUUGGGGUUGGAAUCCUACUCAGGCUUCCUCUUCUACAUCUUCUUUUCCUUCCUCACUUCCCUGCUGAUGUACAUCAUCCGGGUCGCGCCGUCCACUUUUCCGAAAGAAUACAAAGACAACAAAGGCACGGACAACGGCUUGGGCAGCGGAGUCGGUGGAGUCAAUAAAUACUUUAGGGGAGGAUUUGAGUUCUGGGCCGGAGGCAUCAUGAAUGGGUUUGCGGGUUUGUGUUGA